AACCCUCUUCCCUCCAGAAGCACACCCUUUUGCCAUUCUCACCUUCGCACAUAACCCUCACCUUCGCCAACCCUUUCGCGCACAACACACCCUCAAAUAAACACAGCAAAAAUUUGCCCUCACCCAGUCACCCUCACUCACGCGACAUACACCCUCAUCCUCACUCCACCCACACACGAAAGAAGGAAGAAAUCUGAAAGUGGGAGAACGGGAAGAAGAAGAGAAGUGAGGGAAGGAAGGAAAGGACGACGCCGGCUAGGGCUCCGCCGCCGUCGUUGUCGAGCGCCAGUGAGAGAGAAAGAGCUCGAGGAAAAGAGAAAACGCGAUGGAGGAGAGAAGAAGGGGGUGCUCUGUCGCCACUGAAGCUCCAUCACCGUUGCUAGGGCUUGUUGCCAUCGCCGUUCUGCCACCGUCGGGCUGCUGUGCUGCCGCUGAGGAGCUCGAAGGGAUGUCUCGCUGCCGUCGUGCUCUGUCGCCAAGCUGUUGCGUUGCCGCUCAUCUCUUCUUCACCGUCGCUGCUCAUCUCUUCUUAAGUGGUUCAAUAUCAAGUGCAAAACUGAUAACUUUCAAGCAGAUGAUGAUGUUGAUGAUAAUGUCCUUUAUCAAGACUUUUCAUAAUUCAUUCGGUUCUAUGAUUUUGUUUUCUUCAUGUGUCGCGAGAAUGGUCAAAAGAAUAUUUGGCAGUAACUGCUUGGAAAUUAGUUCUUGCUGGGAAUGAACAAGGGAAUGGAC
Messenger RNA from Arachis ipaensis, 732 nucleotides. The record is from RefSeq and is a predicted model, not a curated record. Lineage: Eukaryota; Viridiplantae; Streptophyta; Magnoliopsida; Fabales; Fabaceae.